CAAAAAGACCAGAAAACCGAUUCUUCUUCUUCGUCUUCGUCUUCUUCUCUCCACAAUAUCCAGUCGAAUCAUCUAAAAUAAAAAUAAAAGGAAAAAAAAAACUGAGAUUUUUGAUUAUGGCAGCUUAGAUUUUUCUUCUUAAUUUUAGUUCGUUCCCAAACAUGGAAAAUCAAGAGGUUUCUUGUGAUGUUGAUGAGCUUCUGCCAUUGAACCACAUAGGAGAUGAGGAAGAUUUUAGAAGCUGUUGUGGUGAUGAAGAAGUUUGGUUAAAGGAGAGUGAUGAUACAGCUAUGGUAGAAGCAGCAGAGGAGGAGAAAAAAGAUGAGCUUGGUGAAGAGUUCUCUGUUAAGAUGUUCUUUAAAGGAGUUUCAUUAUCCGGAAGAGGAGAUUCGGGUUCUGGUUAUUCAGGAAUUGGUGUUGUGUUCGAGAGAUCAGGAGAUUUUGAGAUGAUUCAGGUUCAGAAGAAGCUGGACUUUUAUGCUGAAGAGUCUGUAGCUAACUAUUUAGCUUUACUCGAUGGUCUUACAGUAGCUUUACAGAACAAUCUCUGCUCUGUGGUUGCUGUAACAGACUCAGAGCUGCUCUAUAAUCAGAUAACCCUUGAGGAGAAGCUAGAAACUCCGCUUCUGGUAGCUUUAAGAGAAAGGGUAUUGGAGAAAACAAGUACUCUCGAUGGGUUUGUUCUAAAGCUUGCUCCUUACUGUGAUCUUGAUCAAUCUCUAAGCUUGGCUCAAGUAGCAGUAGGAAUCGUCUCUUGUAACCUUGAUGGGGAUAAAUCAGGUGAGAACUGCUCCAUCUGCUGUGAAGACCGUCUCUCCGAGAUGAUGCUAACUCUGAAAUGCACUCACAAAUUCUGCUCACAUUGCAUGAAAACAUACGUUGAAGGGAAAGUGAACUCUUCAGAAGUUCCCAUCAGGUGUCCUCAAGAACAAUGCAAGCAUUAUCUCUCAUCCAUCGAAUGCAAAACCUUUCUUCCCGUCACAUCUUUCAAGUCAUUCGAGGAAGCAAACAUGCGGAGUACCAACAACGGCAAGGUUUACUGUCCGUAUCCCAACUGUUCUUUUCUGUUAGACCCUCGUGAAUGUCUAUCACCAGGAAGUGGAAGUGCAAGCUCAAGCUCGUCUAGUAUGUCGGAGAGUAGCUGUUGUGUGAAGUGUCCACUCUGUGAGAGGUUUGUUUGUGUGGACUGUGGUGUUCCAUGGCAUGACUCUAUGAGCUGUGAAGAGUUUCAGAUUCUUCCGGUUGAUGAAAGAUAUCCAGAUGAUAUUACAUUGCAUCGCUUGGCUAGGUAUAAGAGGUGGAAACGGUGUCAGCAAUGCCGUAUAAUGAUCGAGCUUGCUCAAGGCUGUAACCACAUGACUUGUCGGUGUGGGCAUGAGUUCUGCUACUGUUGUGGAGCAGAGUACAGAGGAGGGCAACAGACUUGCACUUGUGCGUUUUGGGACGAUGAUGAAGAAGAUGAAGAAAACUCAGAGUCUGAGAACACAAUCCAAGAACUUGAGCAAUGGCCUUGGGACACAUUCAACUCAAUUCCAACAGUAAUGGACGCAUAUUCAGAGCAAGAAAGAUCUCAACUCGCUCUGAUCCAACGGUUCUUAGCGGGUGGAGGGUUUAGUCUCAGUGAUCACCAUACUUCUUAUCAGUCCCCACCGCCUCCUCCUCCUCCAUGUACAGAGUCAUCGUAUGUUGAAGCAGCAAUGAAAGAUCUUCACCAGCUUCCUUGGCUUGAGAGGUUUGUGGCGGUUAUAAGUGAUGAUUACUAUGAAGAGUUUAAUAGCCAGUGAAAAUGGGGUGGAAUGGUGGUUUGUAGAGGCUUAAGGAGAGUGUCUCGCUCUCUGGAAGGUAUUGUUUGGGGGUUUUAGAUUCUUGAUUGAACUCAAAAGAUGAAUUGUGAUGAAACUAUUUGCUUCAACUAUAUAUAAAAAGAACAGUUUGAGUGAUCCAUUU
Molecule: messenger RNA, 1947 nt
Organism: Eruca vesicaria subsp. sativa (arugula)
Lineage: Eukaryota; Viridiplantae; Streptophyta; Magnoliopsida; Brassicales; Brassicaceae
Source: the annotation of a GenBank genome assembly